CCCUAAUUUUCUCUGGAUCUUUAAUCCGUUUGGGCCAGCCCAUUACGAGAAUUUGGGUGUAUUAAAAAAAGCAAAAUUAAACUUUAAUCACGCCUAAUUCAAACACCCUCGAUUUCGAAAAAAGCGCCUAUAAUCCAUCUAUCAACCUUUUUUCAAAUUAAAAUCAUCAUCAACAUCUGCUGUUUCAGACCACCAUUGAACCCUUAACAGCAACCUUAAACCAAUAACCAACACCAAUGGGAGUCUUACAACAGUCCUCCUGGUGUUUCUGCAACCGCAUAUGCAAGUCGGAGAAGACAAAAUCCGCCAUUUUUUCCGGCAAAGCUCCGUCAAUGGCUCGAAUUGGCACCGGUACUGCCUUCCUUAUUCACCGGAACCUUCUUCUUACUACUCACGCUAUCCUCCCCUCUGUCUCCGCCGCUCACGCCGCCGACAUCCGCCUCCACAACGGUGCUCGUGCUUCUCUUUUUCCUCAUAGGUUCUUCAUUACGAGUCCGAUCCUUGAUCUAACUAUCGUAUGGUUAGACGCCAUUGAUGCAGACUCAAACGCCUCGAGUCAACAACACUCUCACUAUUUGAAACCGUGUUCUAAACCGAAUCUAGACCUUGGUCGUAUGGUAUACCUUUUAGGCUACACCGAGAAGAACGAUCUAACCAUCGGUGAAGGAAAGGUGGUUAUAGCCACAGACAACCUCAUAAAAGUUCGACCCGAUGGUGUAACCUGGAGCCCGGGUUCAGCUGGUUUUGACGUACAUGGUAAUCUUUCGUUCAUGGUUUGUGAUCCUAUGAAGCUAGCCACGUCACCAACCGCAAGAUCAUCGUCGACUUCGUCUUCUACUUCAUCCGGUGAAAAGAAUUCGGUAACGCAGUUUGGCAUCCCGAUAUAUAUAAUUUGCGAUUGGUUGAGUCAGCAUUGGGAAGGGAGUCUUGAUGAUUUUGUAAGUAAACCGAAGCUGCCGAUUAUUCGGUUGAUGGCGACGGGUCAAAAGAGCGAGCACUCGUGUUCGUCGUUUACCAGACGGCAGGUUUUUAAAAUGACUGAAAACGAGAACGAGGAUCAACCGGGGCCUAGUUCUUCCCAAGAUGAAACACCGCCAGUUGACCAACGUCUUACGAUUACCGAGAUUUAUGAAUCGCCGAAAUUGACCUCCGACCCGUUUAGGAAAACCGAAAAAACACAAACGCACCUCUUGGAUAUCAACUUCCCGCCUAGGACAACCGUGGGAAACAAAGAAGUUCAUUCGAGCAGUAAAGAAAAGUCAAAGUCAAAGUCAAAGUCAAACCCGAUAGCUGAAGCUGAGAUAGUUUCAACAGGGUCUGUAAACGGGGCCCACAGCGAGGUUCAGUCAUGUGCAUCCCCGAUCGAGUUAGCGCACGAACAAAACGGGUAUUCUAGUGACGGACAGACGACAAUGUACUCUGCGGAAACAGCCGAGAGUCGUAACUACCCGAGCCCGAAAGAGGGCCGGUUUCAUCAGCAGCAGGUAGGGAGAAGCCAGAGCUGUGUAAGUUAUAAUAGAUGGGGGUCGGGUUCAGUCCAAAGGAACCCGAUUGCUCGAAGAGGUACAUAUGGUUAUUCACAAGCUACGACUUCGCAAAGGAGUAAUGACUAUUAUAGCCCUACCGUGUCUUCAAUCAUGAAAAACCAGAAUAACUCUGAGCGGUUGCCUAGUAAGCGGAGGUCGAAUGCAUCCCGUUCAUCUCCAAAAUGGAUGUUUUAGCUUCGUUUUUGACGUUAACUGUACCGUUUAUAUGUUCUGUUUCAUUUUUCGAGUAUAAUGGAAAUCUUUACAAAAAGUUU
Messenger RNA from Helianthus annuus (common sunflower), 1801 nucleotides. RefSeq lists its product as uncharacterized. The record is from RefSeq and is a predicted model, not a curated record. The coding region runs from base 237 to 1721 and encodes 494 amino acids. The transcript has 2 exons. NCBI's taxonomy places the organism in Eukaryota, Viridiplantae, Streptophyta, Magnoliopsida, Asterales, Asteraceae.